This is a messenger RNA of Triplophysa dalaica, 1681 nucleotides long. It is a transcript of the gene eaf1, whose product is annotated as ELL associated factor 1. The transcript has 6 exons. Gene Ontology annotation, biological process: regulation of transcription elongation by RNA polymerase II; positive regulation of DNA-templated transcription. Gene Ontology annotation, cellular component: super elongation complex. Lineage: Eukaryota; Metazoa; Chordata; Actinopteri; Cypriniformes; Nemacheilidae. The record is from RefSeq and is a predicted model, not a curated record. Gene Ontology annotation, molecular function: transcription elongation factor activity. The coding region runs from base 169 to 921 and encodes 250 amino acids.
UCAGUUUCCGUUCAACUGUGUUCCGGAAGUGCUAGUUCUGUCUGGGGCGUGUUGAACAAGUUUUCAGUUGUUGUUGUUGUUGUUGUUGUUGUUGUUGUUGUUGAUGGUCAUGAUGAUGAUGGUAAAAGGUCAGAAUUGAUGUGAAUGUGUGAGCUGUGAUGUGCAGUGAUGAACGGCAGCUUGAACCCGACUCUGGAUAAAGAGGAGCACGUGUUAAAGCUCGGGGAGAGUUUCGAGAAGAAACCGAAAUCAUCGUUUCACACCGUCAGAUAUGAUUUUAAACCUGCAUCCAUAGACACAUCUUGUGAAGGAGAGUUACAAGUAGGAAAAGGAGAUGAGGUCACCAUCACAUUACCACACAUACCAGGCUCCACUCCACCGAUGACGGUGUUUAAGGGCAACAAGCGGCCGUAUCAGAAAGACUGCGUUCUGAUCAUCAAUCAUGACACCGGAGGGUUUAUGCUGGAAAAGCUCAGCAGCAGCAUACAGGUCAAGAAAACAAGAGCUGAGGGCAGCAGUAAGAUCCAAGCUCGCAUAGAGCAGCAGUCAGUGAGAGCCAACCAGCCGUCAUCACAGUUCCGAGCCCCCAUCAAACCAGGAGCCGGCCCCAAAACCUCACCGAGUAAAGACAACCCAUCACCUGAGCCUCACCUGGAUGAUAUCAAGCGAGAGUUGCGGGCGGAGGUGGACAUCAUUGAGCAGAUGAGCAGCAGCGGCAGCAGCUCCUCAGACUCCGGCAGUGGCUCAGGCAGCGGUGACGACAGCUCCUGCAGUGAUGGAGAACAGGACAAUCACAUCUCUCCCGGCAGGAAUAAUAUGGCCAAUGGCACAAGCAAACCCCAGGGCAGCAACCAGCUGAUGAACACACUGAGAAAUGAUCUUCAGCUGAGUGAAUCGGGCAGUGACAGUGAUAUGGACUGAUCGUCUCUAUGAUGUCCUGCUGUUUCACAUGAAGAGGGACGUGUGCAUUCAGUGUUUCAUGUAUGUUGUAAUAUCAGUGGUUUUAUCUUUAGUUUAACAGGAAGAUGUUCUAGAAGGUCUGGAGAAGAAAGCUUUUUAGAUGUGUAUGUAGAUUUGGUUUUAGUGAUUGUGUAAAUCUUUGUUAUCCAAAACCUAUUGCACUGUUUGGUUUUAAAUGUUCAUUGUUUAUUUUAUCAAGUUAUAUAUCAAGUUCAUUGGUCACAUGUUUGUUUUUCUGUGAUUAUUGGGACAUUUGGCAACACCUAAAGCAGUCCGAUCUUUGAUUCUUUUUUGUUGUUGAGGUCAAAUACAGAUGAUGUCAUUAUUAUUUUCAAACCUUAAUUAAUAAUUUUAUUUUCAUUUGUCAAAGGCUGAUUUUGGAGUUUUACUGCGUCAACCAAUAUUGAUGUGUAUCGGAAUACAGUGUGUAAGAUGAUUCAAUGUAAUGUGUAUUAACAUAGGCGUAAUUAUGAUUAUUUGAUGUCUUGCUGCCAAAUACAGAAAAAGAUGAAAAUAUUCAAAGCAGAAAUAUCUUGUGUGUAUAUAUAUAUAUAUAUGUGUGUGUAUUUUUCACAUACAUGUUAAACCAACAAAACAGAAAUGUAUGGAACAGAUUUGAUGUUAACAAACUCUGACCUUUCGCUAACAUAAAGCAUAAAUAUGAAGGGGGAGCUCAUACACGCUCAAUAAACUCAAACGACUGCAGUUCUUUUCAAUUGAA